This is a messenger RNA of Dibothriocephalus latus, 393 nucleotides long. NCBI's taxonomy places the organism in Eukaryota, Metazoa, Platyhelminthes, Cestoda, Diphyllobothriidea, Diphyllobothriidae. The record is from the annotation of a GenBank genome assembly.
AUGAGCACGGGAGAACAGCUGGAUGUGCUUGACGGCUUUCGGAAGGGUGUAUUCAACGUCCUGGUGGCGACCGAUGUCAUCGAGGAGGGUCUGGACGUGCGCGCGUGCAAUGUGGUCAUUAAAGUUGAUCCAGGACGGGCUCGUGCUGUCCAUUCCCACUACGUUCUAAUGACGGACGAUAAAAUGAAGUGUGCACGGACGGUGGAAUCGUUUGUACGCCUCGAAAAGGAGUUGAAUUUGGCCGUGAGGGAUCGUUGUGUGGACCGCGUGGAUGAGGAGGAGGAGGUCGGUUCAGAAACUGUCGCUAAAAUCGCCCGGUACUCUUACAUGCCACUCGGUGCUGACGGGCCUCGUAUCACACCCAGCAGUGCACCUUCUGUUCUUAUGAGGUAA